AUGCACCUGAGCGGUUUUAAGCUCACCGAUGCCCUUCGGUGCUGCACCCUCGAUGCUGAGUCAGUUGACGACACCUUGGAACCUGAAUUGUCUUAUCCUGGAUCUGACAAUAUGCCUGACGACAAGCCGCUUAACAUAAAGCAACCUCCAGACUGGCCGGCAUCACCGGAGGCGAAUCUUUCGCCCGUCCAGUCAAGUCAGACCAGCGGCCAGAAGAGAAAAGCCUAA
Penicillium argentinense is the source of this 228-nucleotide messenger RNA. RefSeq lists its product as uncharacterized. The transcript has a single exon. Bases 1 to 228 code for a protein of 75 amino acids. NCBI's taxonomy places the organism in Eukaryota, Fungi, Ascomycota, Eurotiomycetes, Eurotiales, Aspergillaceae. The record is from RefSeq and is a predicted model, not a curated record.